GGACGGAGGGAGGGAGGCGAGGCGCAUCCCGACGUGCGUUGCUCGACCCGGGUCUGCCGCGGGCGAUGUUGAAGAGCUGCGGGAAGAAGCUGCUCCUCUCCCUGGUGGGCUCCAUGCUGACCUGCCUGCUGAUGCUGGUGGCCGACCCGCAGAAGCGGCAGGGGCUGCGCCUGGGCGGGGAGCCGGCGGGCGGCUUCGGCGCCUACUUCAGCCAGCUGAGCCGGAGCAAGCGGGGGGCGCGGGCCGAGGACGAGGAGGCGGCGGCGGCCCCCCGGCGGCCGGUGGAGGAGAUCGCGCCCCGGGACGUCUUCAUCGCCGUCAAGACCACCAAGAAGUUCCACAAGGCCCGGCUGGAGCUCUUGCUGGACACCUGGAUCGCCCGCGACAAGGACUCGACCUUCAUCUUCACAGAUGGGGAAGACGAGGAACUAAAGAAGAGAACCAGGAACGUCAUCAACACCAACUGUUCCGCUGCCCACAGCCGCCAAGCCCUGUCCUGCAAGAUGGCGGUCGAAUACGACAAGUUCAUCGAAUCGGGGAGGAAGUGGUUUUGCCACGUGGACGACGAUAACUACGUGAACGUGCGGACGCUGGUGAAGCUGCUCUCCAGUUAUCCCCACACGCAGGACAUCUACAUCGGGAAGCCCAGCUUGGACAGGCCCAUCCAGGCGGCCGAGAGGAUCAGCGAAAACAAGAUGCAUCCGGUCUACUUCUGGUUCGCGACGGGCGGAGCCGGUUUCUGCAUAAGCCGGGGGCUGGCGCUGAAGAUGAGUCCCUGGGCCAGUGGCGGUCACUUCAUGAGCACCGCGGAGAAGAUCCGCUUGCCAGACGACUGCACCAUCGGCUACAUCAUCGAGUCUGUGCUGGGUGUGAAGCUCAUCCGGAGCAACCUCUUCCACUCCCACCUGGAGAACCUCCAUCAGGUGCCCAAGACGGAGAUUCACAACCAGGUGACCUUGAGUUACGGGAUGUUCGAAAACAAGAGGAACUCAAUCCACAUGAAAGGCGCUUUCUCGGUCGAGGAGGACCCAUCCAGGUUCCGCUCCGUCCACUGCCUGCUGUACCCCGACACCCCUUGGUGUCCCCUGAACGUCGCUUACUGAGAGACAAGGCGUCCGCCCCUUUUCUCGAACCUCGUCCUGAGUUCCCCCCGGUAUCCGAAGGGCUCAUGGGACCUGUGUGUGCGUGCGCAUGUGUUACGUGUGUCUGUGUGGGCGCGCUCCCUUUGCUGCGAAGCGAUCGGCUGUUAAUUACUGUGGUUAAUUCACAGUGUGCAUAUGUUUAUAGGCUGCCGUGCGGCCUCUCCUAACCCCUCCCCCUCGCCCAGCUGCCCCCUCCGGGCAAGCUGAGCGAGGGGAUGUUCUCCGCGCCCCUGCCGUUCUCGAUAGGGCAGAGGUUAGGUAGGUGGGAAGGAAUUGCGCUUCAGCCCGUGCGGUCUUUUGCCAAGGGGUUCUGGCUAUGGGUGCGACUGAUGCCCCGGCCCACCCCCGCAACCAGCUUGGGUACUUUGGAGUAUUGCUUUGCAGAGUUCUUACAGAAUGGCGGCGGCUAACGCUCUUUUGACUUCAACGGGAGGCGUCUUUUUUUUCCAGUCUGUGGGCACCUCUGGAAUUCUGACACAGCGUGGCAGCCGCAAAACGGCCGCCCCCGAACGUGGUGAAGCCACAAAAUGGCCGCCGCAAAA
Molecule: messenger RNA, 1684 nt
Organism: Gekko japonicus
Lineage: Eukaryota; Metazoa; Chordata; Lepidosauria; Squamata; Gekkonidae
Gene: LFNG
Product: LFNG O-fucosylpeptide 3-beta-N-acetylglucosaminyltransferase
Exons: 8
Coding region: 66-1103 (345 amino acids)
Biological process (GO): pattern specification process; regulation of Notch signaling pathway
Cellular component (GO): Golgi membrane
Molecular function (GO): O-fucosylpeptide 3-beta-N-acetylglucosaminyltransferase activity
Source: RefSeq, a predicted model, not a curated record